ACGCGACCGAGGGUGGACUGGAAGCUCAACAGUUCAGUGCAUGUGCACCUAAUAAGGGUGAAGUGGGUGGAAUCAUAUGAACUAUAAUUGGUGGAAUAGUCUAUAGUGAUUAGUGAUAGGUGUUUGCUACUCGAUGGUUAUUGGAAAUCUCUUUUUUUAGAGGGUUAUUCGUUUCUAUUAUUGCAGAUUUUGGUGAUAUAUGAAUAUGUGUUUAAAAAGAGAUUUCUUUAUGAGUAGUAAAUACGCACAUAUAAAACAUGAUUUUAAAAAUAAAAAACUGACUACACUAAACAUUUCUACGCCUUGUGCUAUUCAAAUUACUCAGUGAAAUGAAAUGAAGUGCCAAGCAAACAUGAAUAAAAUAUACCAGUGAUGAACGAAAUAAACAUGGAAUCCAACGGCCAAUUAGCAAUCGACACUAAAAGUGAGAACGAAGAAAAAACACCAGAAAAAAUAACCAUAACCAUAGACAAAACUGAUGGCGGGAAAACUGAGACCAACGGAAUAAAGCCUCUAGAAGUGAAAAUACAAAAUGGCGGGGAAAAAGGAGACUCGAAGGACUUGUUGGGAGUUCCGCGGAAUGGACACCGCAUGUCCUUUAUGGAAGAAGAGAGUGCGAAAGAGAGGAUGCGGCUGUCACUUCUGAAGCAAUGCUCUGGGAUCCUGAGGCAAGGAGAUCAGAAGUACAAUAAGGAGUCGCUGCACAAAGCCUUUCAGGAUGAGGACUUGUUGGAGCGCAUAUUCCGCCUCUUCGACACGGACCGACAGGAUGAGCUGGUGCAGACCGACUGGAUAGAAUUCCUGAAGGCAAGACUCACUGAAGAGAAGCAGUUGGAGCUAAUAGAGCACAUCGAGAGCGUUGCUUACUUAACAUGCGGCAGUGAGCACAUUGACCUCGACACCUUCCAGCUGAUCCUGAGGAACAGACUGGUGACCGCAAGACUCUUCAAGGUGGUGGACACAGAUGGUGACGGCUACGCGACCGUCGACGAUAUCAUGGAGUUCCUAUCCACAGUAUCAAGCACACGACCUCGCGUCGGUUUUGACCGGACCAGUGUGGACCAACUUGAGCAACUGUUCCGGCAGACGGUAGGGGACCAGAAGGAGAUCACCAGAGAACAGUUCGAGAAGAUAUUGGUCUCCAAAAACCCCUUCUUCACGGAGCGCGUGUUCCAAAUCUUCGACGAGGACGACUCGGGCGCGAUAUCGCUGCAAGAGUUUAUCGCCGCCGUCCAUCGCUUCGCCGGACACUCACAUGAGGACAAGAUCCGAUUCCUCUUCAAAGUCUACGAUCAGGAUGGUGACGGCCUCAUCCAGCACCGAGAGCUUCAGCAUGUGAUGCGAGCGUGUAUGGAGGAGAAUGGGAUGACGUUCAGCGAACAACAGCUUUUGGAGCUAACGACGGCCAUGUUUGAAGACGCUGACACUGAGCAGAGAGGCGCUAUCACAUACGAGGCGCUGCGAGGGCAGCUGGACAGACACGGCGGCUUGCUACAUAAUCUAUCAAUCAGCAUCGAUCGUUGGCUGGUCCCCGCCACUCAGCCGCAGCGCACGUCCCUCCGCCACCGACUCUCAGCUCUCAAGCCCUACCAGCUCUCACUCCCUUACUUCAAGAACAACUAUGUCUUCCUCAUCUUUACUGGCUUGUUCUUCCUAGUGAACAUUGGGCUCUUCAUCGCUAGGAUCGUGGAGUAUCAGGGGUCGAAUGGUUUUGUUAUUAUGGCGAGAGCUUGCGGUCAAUGCCUAAACUUCAACUGCGCAUGGGUGCUGGUGCUGAUGCUGCGGCUGUGUAUCACGCAGCUGCGCGUGCGCGGCGCCAGCAGCUUCCUACCGCUCGACCAUCACAUCUACCUGCACAAGCUCACCGGCGUGCUCAUUGGCAUCUUCAGCGUUGUACAUACGUUCAUGCAUAUCUGCAACUUCAGUUUGAUAGUAGUAAAUGACCCGAAACUGAACGGGGCUAACUUCUCAACUUGGGAGUGGCUGCUGACAGAGCGCCCACACCUCUUCGGACUGGUGCACGGCUGUGCCAAUCCUACUGGUUUCGCGCUAGUGGUUAUCCUUGCGGUCAUGUGUAUCUGCAGUCAACCCUUCAUUCGCAGAGGGGGCAGCUUUGAAAUUUUCUACUGGACACAUCUCCUGUACGUGCCGUUUUGGCUACUCCUUCUGUUCCACGCACCCAACUUCUGGAAGUGGUUUAUUCUACCGGGCACGCUAUACGUCACUGAAAGAAUUAUCCGGCUAGCUGCAAUGAGGUCAAACCAUGGCAAGACAUACAUUUCUUCAGGGAUCCUGCUGCCAUCGCGCGUGACGCAUUUGGUGGUGCGCAGACCACCUCUCUUCGAUUUCCACGCGGGUGACUACGUGUUCGUCAACAUACCGGCUAUAGCGCGGUACGAGUGGCAUCCUUUCACCAUCAGCAGCGCUCCUGAUCAAGAAGAUUACAUCUGGCUGCACAUUCGAGGCGUUGGUCAGUGGACGAACACGCUGUAUGAAUAUUUCGAGAAGGAACAUGCUAAGCUGCACGCCGGAGAAGUACCCGCUGAGCAUGAGAAAGUAACAAGAACAGGUUCAAAUCAAAGUAACAAAAGUAAACGCAAAGGUUCUUCUGGAGAUGGCAAGAAACGCUCAGUUGACUUUUCGCCAGAAGUGAAAGAGUACACCAACGAGGGUUUCACUUUAGAUGAAGACAGGGAAAUGGAUUUUAAAGCAUUGUCACCUUCUCCCAACGGCCGCCCAACGCUGCUUAACCUUACGCCAAUGAAGCAUUUGGAGAAAUCUCGCUCGAUGCCCGACGUCCAUAACAAAGACAAGAAUAAGCAACGACUAUUAGCGUUGCAGGACUAUCCACGCUCUGAGUCGGAACGGUCUUUCGACAUCGGUUCCAUGGCCAGCGCUCGCCGUGCUGCGCUGGGGCUUGCUUACAAAAGCCCGCAGAACCGGGCGCUGGCUCAUAGCUUCAGGUAUAUGCGCACAAAGCCGACGAUCAUCGCGUUCAAGACGCCAAGCCUGGAGAGCUGUGAACAGCGCCGCCGAUCCAACGAGAGCAUACUCACCGUCGCUCGUCGGCGACUAUCCAAGAGCCUGUCUCCUGACAAGGACCUGGAGAGUCCACCCGCCAUCACCGUGCAAAGCCCUAGCGAGGCCUCUACGGCUGAGUCCUUCGCCAACUAUCCUGUAGGGAAGCCCCUCGAGAUUUAUCUUGACGGGCCGUAUGGAGCAGCAUCCUCGCACAUAUUCCGUGCAGAACACGCUGCGCUCAUUGCUGCGGGAAUUGGAGUCACUCCCUUUGCUUCUAUUUUACAGGCCAUUAUGUACCGGUACUGGAACUCGCGAAACGUGUGUCCUCGCUGCGAUCACAAAUGGGUUUCAAACAUCGCACAAAACAACAUGAACCUCAGAAAGGUGGAUUUCUUCUGGAUAAACCGCGAGCAGCGCUCCUUCGAGUGGUUUGUGUCGCUUCUAUCGCAACUCGAGAUCGAGCAGGCGGAGAGCGGCGCGCGCUUCCUCGAGAUGCACAUGUACAUCACCAGCGCGCUGCAGAGGAGCGACAUGAAGGCUGUAGGGCUCCAGCUGGCGCUGGACUUGCUUCAUGAGAAGGAGAAACGUGACCUGAUCACAGGGCUGAAGACACGCACGAAUGCAGGCCGCCCCAACUGGGACAAGGUGUUCCAGCAGCUACAGGAACAGAGGAAAGGAAAGGUGACAGUGUUCUACUGCGGGCCCCCACAACUCGCGCGCAUACUGCGCGUCAAAUGCGAUCAAUUCGGCUUCAGCUUCAGGAAGGAGGUGUUUUAAACUCGAGCUAUCGAGCUUUAUAGGUGCUGUUAUACGGGCAAAUAUCGCCGAAUCUUGCUUAAAAACUGCAAAUGCCGUGUGGUUAAUAAUGUAAAUAUGUAUUGAGCUUAUAGUUUAUUCAAUAAAGAAGUUAAUAAUUAUUUAAAUUCGAAUACCGCCCCUGUAAGGCUAGCACAUUGGUGAGAAAUUAUCUCGCCGCGACAGAGAUUGCCUGUCCUUAUGUAAUUAUUGCAAUUAGAAAAAGACGUGUGAUCUAAAAAGUACCUUAUGUCUCAUGGAAAAACAUAUCCCUUGUUUCAGUUGAUCGAUAUCGAGCCUAUUAGAUAUCUGUGUUCUAUAAUUUUAUGGUAACAGGCUUAAGAAGCACAUACAUACAUGACAUACUUACCUACACUGACUGACUCAUAAAUAGAUUAACUUAUAUUAUCUAUUUUCAAUGUUUUAUGUGAGAAAAUAAUUAAUACCAACCACUCAAAAAUAAGUCAUUGGAUGACACUGAAUCUGGUUUACUUACUCAUUUAAUUAUUUAAGUAAGUAAUAUAAAUAAUAUAUACGGUAUUAAACAAUGGACUAGAUCUAUGCAAAUUAUUACAAUAAUUAAUUUAAUGUUUCUUUAUACUUUUCGUAAAGAAACAUAUUGUGAAUCGUGUAUCGUGUAGAAUUAGCAACUUAAGCGACAUCAUCAAAUCAUUACAUUUAAUUUAUUUUAAAAUAAGUAGUAUAUUAAUAUUCCGCUGAUGAUGACGUCAUAAUUAAUCCCAUAAAUAAUGUCGGCAUAAUCUAUUGUGUAGAGCAAACUAUUCAAGGCUCUAAUAUUUUUAACUUAGGUAGUUCCGUGUAUAGAUAAUAAAUAAUAAUUUAAAUUGAGGCAAAUAUAAUUAUUUAUACUAUUGUUGUUUCGGUGAUAAACUAU
Leguminivora glycinivorella is the source of this 4711-nucleotide messenger RNA. It is a transcript of the gene Nox, whose product is annotated as NADPH oxidase 5. Gene Ontology annotation, biological process: superoxide anion generation; defense response. NCBI's taxonomy places the organism in Eukaryota, Metazoa, Arthropoda, Insecta, Lepidoptera, Tortricidae. The coding region runs from base 373 to 3798 and encodes 1141 amino acids. Gene Ontology annotation, molecular function: superoxide-generating NAD(P)H oxidase activity; calcium ion binding. The transcript has 24 exons. Gene Ontology annotation, cellular component: plasma membrane; NADPH oxidase complex. The record is from RefSeq and is a predicted model, not a curated record.